Messenger RNA from Exophiala viscosa, 845 nucleotides. RefSeq lists its product as uncharacterized. Gene Ontology annotation, biological process: chromatin remodeling. Bases 148 to 738 code for a protein of 196 amino acids. Gene Ontology annotation, cellular component: Ino80 complex. NCBI's taxonomy places the organism in Eukaryota, Fungi, Ascomycota, Eurotiomycetes, Chaetothyriales, Herpotrichiellaceae. The transcript has a single exon. The record is from RefSeq and is a predicted model, not a curated record.
GCAAGAUAUCCAGGAUGCCACACCCGCUUCGCGCACCUCGUCUUUCUUCCAUGAACCUCAUUCCGAACAACGUGACAACGUUAAUUCGUACCUCCUACAUCCCAAACAUUCAAGCGCCUCUGACGAGCGCCACCAUUGCCUACCACCAUGCCUCCCUCAACCCCCAAACCCGAAGACGACGUGCACCAGCAACUGCUGGAUCAGAUGGAUAUAUACUACGCCUCAAAACCCUUUCGAAACGCCAGUUGGAAACCCGGCACUCGAAGGAAUAAGAACACCAAACAGAUCAUAUCCGAGACUCAACGAAAAGAAGCCUCUGUGCUCGCAACGCAGAACAACUCUGGCGCAUCUACACCUCUUCCUGCGACUGGUGCGACCACCGAUGGCGCCGCCACGCCUGCAUAUUCUUCAGGAGCGUCGAAACCGUUGAACAUGGCGCAGGCUACUCAAAGCUUAAGCACGCUGGUAUUGGAGCGAAAUCUACAGAAAGCUACCAAUGGCUUCAGCGGCGGAUUGGGACCGGCCGUCACCUACACUAACAUUGAGAGUGCCCCAAGCCUACAUCCUGCAAAUCACAAACAUUACUGCGAUAUCACGGGUCUACCAUCCAGAUACGUUGAUCCCAAGACAAAGCUGAGAUAUUACGACACGGAAAUAUUCGCAGUGGUAAGGAGCCUGCCGCAGGGCGUCCCUGACCAGUAUCUGGCGGCGAGAGGAGCAAACGUCGUUCUAAAAUGAGGUAAUAUAUGGCAGAGCGUGGUACAUUACCUUGGUAUCACGAAGAACAAGACAUAAGCUCACAAGGCUUGCAAUGCGCAGAUGUCAGGCCAUCUAAGUCAAGCCCA